Messenger RNA from Myxocyprinus asiaticus (Chinese sucker), 2276 nucleotides. It is a transcript of the gene ndfip2, whose product is annotated as Nedd4 family interacting protein 2. Gene Ontology annotation, biological process: ubiquitin-dependent protein catabolic process; vacuolar transport; positive regulation of protein ubiquitination. The transcript has 8 exons. Lineage: Eukaryota; Metazoa; Chordata; Actinopteri; Cypriniformes; Catostomidae. Gene Ontology annotation, molecular function: WW domain binding. The coding region runs from base 205 to 921 and encodes 238 amino acids. Gene Ontology annotation, cellular component: endoplasmic reticulum; Golgi apparatus; perinuclear region of cytoplasm. The record is from RefSeq and is a predicted model, not a curated record.
UUUUUCACUGUCAGACGCGGCGGUGUGUGUGUAUGAACGCUAGCGUUACACCAUGGCUUUUGUGUAGCUGGGAAAGACGUAUGAUUGAAUAGUGCCGAUUUAAAAAAAAAAAAACACUGAUCUCAGCUAAAAUCGAGAUCUAACUUUAAUUUGAAUUAAUAAAAGAUUACUGAUAUUUUUCGCCGCUGGCUGGGCUGACCGUACAUGAAAAUGGAUCAGGCGGCGAACCGCUAUCAAGUGUUGCACAAUGAGGACGACCCCUCUGAAGGGUCCGCCAGCGGCGAGCCAUCCACUUCCUCCCAGGCCGCUGCUGCUGUGGGCGGUAUUAGCAACCCUGCGGCAAUAGAUACAGAAGCCCCACCUCCUCCUUAUGCCAGUGUGGCCCUGGGAGCAACGGCCGCAGCAGAGAGCACGUUUCCGGGGGACUUUCCCGUGCCGCCACCAUACAGCAUUGCCACAUCUCUGCCUACAUACGAUGAGGCGGAGAAGGCCAAAGCAGCAGCCAUGGCGGCUUCAGCGGUGGAGGUUAUGCCACGAGAUGAGGAUUUUCCUGUUCCUGAUGACUUCAGUGAUGCCGAUCAGCUGAGGGUCGGAAAUGAUGGAAUCUUUAUGCUGGCCUUCUUCAUGGCCUUUCUCUUCAACUGGAUCGGUUUCUGCUUGUCUUUCUGUUUGACCAAUACCAUCGCUGGCCGUUAUGGUGCCAUCUGUGGCUUCGGCCUCUCGCUUAUCAAAUGGAUCCUCAUUGUGCGGUUUUCAGACUAUUUUACUGGAUAUUUCAACGGGCAGUACUGGCUCUGGUGGAUCUUCCUUGUUCUUGGUCUCCUGCUGUUCUUCAGAGGGUUUGUGAAUUACUUGAAAGUUCGUAACAUGUCAGAGAGCAUGGUGUCUUCACUUCGAACCCGCUUCUUCCUCCUGUACUAGAGUCUGUCUCUUUCAAGGUCGCCUCACCAAACAUUCCUCCCUAAUGUGAAAUUCCUUGAUGAUUUGCAACCCGUCAAAUGAACUGGACUGGAUCCCACAGAGGAGAAAAAGAGGAAGAGAAAAAAGACGGGAAAAAAACAGUAUCAACUCAAAUGCCAAAUAUUCUGAACUGAACUUGGUAAAAGUGGAAGUGGCUUUACUGCACUUUGAAUGAGUGCGGAUCUGAUAUGUUAAAGGCAUAAUUUACGCAAAAAUGAAAACUCUUUACGAAUUACUUUCUUCCUUUGAACACGAAAAUAUAUUUUGUAGAAUUGUUAAUGCUGCUUUUUCCUGUAUAAUGAAAGUGAAUGUUGACUGAGGCCAACAUUCUGCCUAACAUCAUCAUUUGUGUUCUUCGGAAGAAAGUCAUUUGGGUUUGGAACAACCUGAGGGUGAGUAAAUAAUGACAGAAUUUUCAUUUUUGGCUGAACUAUCCCUUUAAUAGUGUACAUUUUGGUUUAUAUUUGAAAAUUGACAAAAAAUGGAGGACAAAAAAAAGUUCCUUAUCAGUUAAUAUGUCCACAUACUGCAUGUGGAGUAGUGGAUUUACGUCCUUGGGUUGGACGAACUGCAAAAGAUCAACAGAAAUAUGCAGCCAAGACGUCCUAUGCAAUGCCGUUUACCAAAUUCAGUUAGUCUUGACAAAACUAGACUAGAAUUCUUCUCUUAGCUUUGAUGCAUCCAGGGCCUUGGCAAAUUUUAUUGCAUUGCAGUAUUAAUAAACCAAUCUAGAUAGAGUUUGUUGAUCUCAUAACUUUAGCUAAGCUAAUGGCAGUGUAAAAUAAAAUUGCACAGUUUUUUUCUCUUCUUAAGUUGUGUCUUGCUUAACUUUAUAGUAAAUGAUUAAACAACUUCAUUGAUGUUUUUCAAAACUGGAAAUGGAAUUUGUACUUAUCCUAAAAUAUAUAUUUGCCUUUUGCACCUUCUCAGUUUUUGUUCCUUUUUUAUGAUUAUCGUUAUUAGUUGUUUUAAGUUGCGACUUUGCUCAAGCUGUGACCUGCCUAGAUGACUUUAGUUACUUUACUGCCUGAAUGCUACUGUCAUUUUGUUUCUAUUCCUCACAAGCCUAGCAAUAUUGGAUAUUAAAAAAGAAAAUUGCAUGGUUAACCUGGUUACAGCUGUUGAAAUGACAACUAAUCUAGUAAACAAAACCUGAUUUUAAAAAAUGCAACGUAUAUUUUUAAAUGUAUUAAAACAACCAAACUGUUUUUGUUGGAAAAAAAUAUUGAGGAUAUUCUCUGAUUGGCAGAGAUUAUUGUGUGCUAUGUUUAUUCUCUUGUCUUGCAAAAUGCCAAUAAAAUUCUAAAUCCCGGGAA